Bufo gargarizans (Asiatic toad) is the source of this 801-nucleotide messenger RNA. RefSeq names its product olfactory receptor 6J1-like. Gene Ontology annotation, biological process: G protein-coupled receptor signaling pathway. Gene Ontology annotation, cellular component: membrane. The transcript is spliced from 2 exons. Bases 1 to 801 code for a protein of 266 amino acids. Gene Ontology annotation, molecular function: olfactory receptor activity; G protein-coupled receptor activity. NCBI's taxonomy places the organism in Eukaryota, Metazoa, Chordata, Amphibia, Anura, Bufonidae. The record is from RefSeq and is a predicted model, not a curated record.
AUGAUAGUGACCAUUGUAAAACCAAACCCUGAUGAGAUGUUCAAUACCACUAAAAGUUUUCUUCUAAUAGAAAUACAUUCUACUAGAUCUCUUCAGAUCUUCAUUUUCUUACUACUUCUAGUCUCCUACUUGAUCACUUUGGCUGGAAAUAUUCUCAUAGUCGCUCUAACAUUAAAUCAUCCAAGUCUCCACACUCCCAUGUACUUCUUUGUGUCCAACCUGUCUAUUGUAGAAAUAUGUAUCACUACAACAAUCACACCAAAAUUUCUGUCCAUUGUUGGAUUUGGCAACCGUGUAAUCUCCUAUUGGGGUUGUGUUUUCCAAUGUUAUUUCUAUUUUGUAUUAGCUUCCAUUGAUUUCUUCCUCUUAGGAGUUAUGUCUUUUGAUAGGUAUGUGGCAAUAUGUCAACCUUUACAUUAUGUUACUGUGAUGAGCCAUAGAGUAAUCCUGUACCUUGCUGCAGGUUCUUGGUUGUGUGGCUUUGCAGAUACUUUACCAACUACUAUUCUUACCUCUAACCUACCAUUUUGUGGUUCUAAUGUUAUUCAGCAUUUUUUUUGUGACAUUGAUCCAAUUCUAAAGCUUGUCUUUACCCCAGAGACCUGGCAGGAAGAUACAGCCUCUGCAGGGAGCAUUCGCUGCCUACAAGAGACCCCAGACGGCGGGAUGAGGUUCAAAGAACAGCACCAACCAGAACCGGAGCCCCUCACCCCAGACCUGGCCGCACCACCAACACUACGGGUGGGCCAGAUCAACAAUUCAGUGCCGACAUUUAACCCCAGAAGCAGGAGAGCCCCCUAA